UCCAGUGCAGCUUAUACACACACCUGACUCGGACCCUCAUAACAUGCUGGCAAGCUAGUUUUGUCUUGAGACAACAGGGUACAGAGUGGAAGUCACAUAGCACACAGAGAUCGAACAGGACUCCAGAGCACGCGGCCCUGGACAAGAUAUUGUCAUGUUGUUUCAAUUCCAUCAUUUCGGAUUGCUGAACCUAGCCCUCGCUCUUCGGCUCAAACACCCAGCCCCGUAGCCCCCAACUUGUACACUUGUCCGAAACAUGAAAUGAAAUCCCUCCAGAGGCAGUACCCGAGUACUUCGUAUGAUGCACGCCCAUGCUGUCCGCCUGUUUCCCUCGACGUCUGGCGCACAACCGAUCCUUUCUAGCCGGGCGCCUGUCACAGCCAUCUCAUCUCCCUCUGCCACGCAUUCAAUCUGCCCCUGUUGUGAGAGUCCUGAAUCGUCCUCCCACAGCUGCCGUCGCUGUCCUGCGUCAAACCCAUGUCCCAGGGAGUGGUUGAGACGUUCCCAGCCCAGCUUCCAGCCCAGCUUCCAGUGUCUCCGUCUACCCUCUCCGCAUCCACACCUGGCUCAAAGCCGUGCAAUUUUCCACCUGCCCCACAACACCGCCACAUGUGAAGGAACACUCCAAAAGAGAACCGAGGCCAAAGCCUCGUUGAGCAUCUGCCAUGAUUGCUUUCAAUUGCUCCACCUUCCCUGGUGGCUUCUCUUUUUGUCUAGGAACCCGAAUAUCCUACUAUCCACGCCCAAACUCAGAAAACUAUACCCCAACAACCCGUAGAUAAAUAAACGCCUGCAAUGCUGUGGAUCCAUCCACCUAGACCGAGGUAUCCUUGGUGUAAAAACAUAUAUACAAAGAACGAUUUCGUUUGUCGCUCAGAAAAUCGGGUAUUAAUAAACGUCGAAUGUUGUGCUGCCU
This is a messenger RNA of Ilyonectria robusta, 916 nucleotides long. RefSeq lists its product as uncharacterized. Lineage: Eukaryota; Fungi; Ascomycota; Sordariomycetes; Hypocreales; Nectriaceae. The transcript has a single exon. The coding region runs from base 299 to 778 and encodes 159 amino acids. The record is from RefSeq and is a predicted model, not a curated record.